Molecule: messenger RNA, 621 nt
Organism: Erythranthe guttata (spotted monkey flower)
Lineage: Eukaryota; Viridiplantae; Streptophyta; Magnoliopsida; Lamiales; Phrymaceae
Source: RefSeq, a predicted model, not a curated record
AUGGUGUGCGAAAAUGCGUUGGAGCGUGUGUCGGAGGGGAGUAAAGGCGCAUUGGCGCGUAACGCAACCAAAAUAUCGCGAUCCGUGAAGGUAAACGGGUUCGCCUGCAAGACAAACGUGACGGCGGAUGACUUCUUCUUCGCCGGUCUAGCUAACGCCGGCGCCACCAACAACACCGUCGGAUCAAUUGUCACCGCCGCCAACGUACAGAGAAUCCCGGGACUCAACACCCUCGGCAUUUCCCUCGGCCGCAUCGACUACGCCCCGUUCGGCCUUAACCCGCCGCACGUCCACCCACGCGCCACCGAGGCGGUGUUCGUGCUGGAAGGAGAACUCGACGUGGGUUUCAUCACCACCGCAAAUAUCUUGUACUCCAAGACAAUAAAGAAGGGUGAGGUUUUCGUUUUCCCCAAAGGGCUCGUCCACUUCCAGAAGAACAACCGGAAUUCGACCGCCUCCGUCAUCGUCGCCUUCAACAGCCAGCUCGCCGGGACACAGUCCAUCGCCACCACCUUGUUUGGGGCUGCGCCGCCGGUGCCGGAUAAUGUUCUGAGCAAGGCGUUUCAAAUCGACGUUGAGGAUGUUGUGAAGAUCAAGUCCAAAUUUGCGCCUAAAAUAUGA